Molecule: messenger RNA, 1440 nt
Organism: Myotis davidii
Lineage: Eukaryota; Metazoa; Chordata; Mammalia; Chiroptera; Vespertilionidae
Gene: SPZ1
Product: spermatogenic leucine zipper 1
Exons: 2
Coding region: 1-1440 (479 amino acids)
Cellular component (GO): nucleus
Molecular function (GO): DNA-binding transcription factor activity
Source: RefSeq, a predicted model, not a curated record
AUGCACUACCGGUUGGAGACGCCUAUUCCAAACGGGCAUAUGUUUCAAGACACCAAGAGUUUAACAAAUAAGAGUUACAAAUCAGGCUCGGGCAAGUUCAGUUUCAACCCAGUGGGGAGGCUCUCUACCCAGGCAGCCGCGGCGGGCCGCCGGGGUUGGGUCGGGAAACCCAGGAGGCAGGGCUUCGCCUUCCCUGCGCCUAGACCUGAGCGCUGUAGUUCGGAAUCCCGGCUUGGAGACGUUCCCGAAGUUCCAUAUUCUCUUACCAUUUGUUUAGAGGACCAUCACCUUCCUGGAAUCUCUAAGGGUUUCUUCUUGCCUCGUGCCCCGCUCACCAGCCCUACUGACUCAGCUGCGAUGGAAGGGCCCAGCCCCUGCAGAACUCCUAAACCUUCUCCCAAACCCAAUCGAGACGCGUUGGGCCCUAAGACUGUCAUUGCCUUACUUGAAAUAGAAUCACUUCCCCCUGUCUCCUGCACGUCUCACUUUUCCUUAAGUCAUAGUUGCCAGCGAGAGACUAAACAACAGGCUACAAAGAAGUGUGAAAAGUUAUUAAAAGAAAUUAAAGAGACUCUUCAAAACAUGAAAUGUCAUGAAAAGAAGAUGGCAGAAACGAAAGAAUCUUCUGAGGAAACUGAUAUUGCUGAGGAACUGUCAGAACUGAAAGAAAAAGUCAGAGAACUCGAUAAAAUAAAUAAAGUGCUAUUGAAAAGGCUGCUUUUCAGAGAACAGAGUGCGAAGAAACAGGUGAUGAUGCUGGAAAACCAGAGCUCGGACGACAGUGUACAAGGUUUGGCAAGGGACGCGGUAAAUCCUUCAGAAGAAGGAAGAGCCGUUCAUAAAACUCCACUAAGUAAGGAAAAGGCAGAGUCUGGACCCCAUCAUGUGCAAGAAGAAAAUACCAAACUUAAGAAGAACAUGGAGCAGUUACUGCAGGGAGCGGAACUCUGGAGUGUGCAACACGCGGAGCUGAGUGAACUGAUGAAGUUGUACCAGAAAUCUCAGCACAACUUAAGAGCAACUGGUGAAAGUUACGGAAUCCGUUUCCAAACCCCACCGCACAGCGUGUUCGCUAACUAUGAGCUGGAGGCCCAGAUGAGGAAACUGCACCACAACACGCAUUCACUGCACGUGAUCACAGCUUUGCUGGAGAACGAAUGCCAAAUCCUGCGGCACCGAGUGGAACUCCUCCGGGAGCUCCACCGCCAGAAAGACGCAGCUCUGCACCAGAAGCCGGUCCGGGUAAACUGUGAGCAGGACAGGAAGGCAGGAAGGUACAAGCAGAAUAUGCAAGGCACGGAAGUUACAUUUCAGAUCAGAGACAGAUAUUAUAAAAACCUGGACUCUUGUCGGAAUAAGAAAGCUCGUAACAACAGGUUCAAUCGUUGUCUUGCAAAAGCCCUUCAGAGACAAAAGAGGCCCGUCAGCAGACGAAGGUAG